This is a messenger RNA of Eriocheir sinensis (Chinese mitten crab), 7426 nucleotides long. RefSeq lists its product as uncharacterized. NCBI's taxonomy places the organism in Eukaryota, Metazoa, Arthropoda, Malacostraca, Decapoda, Varunidae. The record is from RefSeq and is a predicted model, not a curated record. Bases 447 to 1931 code for a protein of 494 amino acids. The transcript is spliced from 6 exons.
CCGAAUGUUUGGGACGCCGUUGUACCCAUCCCAGUAUCCCCGAGGUCUGACCCGCCCCCUAAAAACACCUAAGAAGAAGAUUAACUUGCCCCUUAAUACACUCAAGAAGACGAGGAAGAACAGCAUCCCCAUGGUGACUGCCGUCACCCACCUCCCCCCUGAAUGUGGUCCAAGGAAGCACCCCCCUGGCCAUGGCACCCCACACUGGCACCCUUCCCUUGCAGUUCCCAGAACCAACACUACAAGACCUACUGGGCAGUGACUCCAUCAGCCCCAGCACUGCCUUCACUACUCAAGCAACACAAGCCCCGCCACCCCGGUAGAAUUUUGGCUCAAUUCCAGAGUCACAUAUCUGCAAACUGCACCUUUGGGGCUGUAAGGACUGUUGUUCCAUGGGUUAUUCAGCCCCCUAACACCAACAGAGGUGGGCAGCAAAUUGGCCAGCCAUGGAGGAGUCGGAAGUCCCAGGGCUGGAGACUCUCUGCCCCAGCCACCACUACCUCCCACCCGAGCCAGCAUGCAAGAGGCAGAAGGACAACUUUGGUCAUCAAAAAUUAAUUAAACCAAAGAAGAGUGUCUUUGAGUGCCCCAUCUGUAAGGUGCAGAUGUCAACAAGACAAGCCCUCUGGAAGCACAAGAAGAGGAAGCAUCCAGAAGCAAAUAAUGAUGAAAGCAAGAAUAAAAAUUCCCUUCAUUGUAUGGACUGUGACUUCAGAUGCCCUAAAGUAGUUGACCUAAUAAAACACUAUGAAAGCCAUCAUGACCAAAAGCUUUCUCUUCGGACGCAAGACUUUGUGACAGAAGGAGAAUUCUUAAUCUGGAAGGAAGAGGAAGAGAAACGGACAAAGGCCUCCUUUGUACAGCACUGUGGACCUCGUCAGAGAGAGAAUGCUGUUGUGCAAUACUUUUACUGCAACAGGUCAGGAUUUUUUGUAACAAAAGGGGAAGGAAAAAGAAACCUGAAGAGGCAAGGUUCUUCCAAGAUUGGUGCCACAUGUCCAGCAUUUAUUAAAUUUACCUUGGACCGGGGCACCAGCCGGGGAACAGCAGAAUACUGUCUUGACCACACCCAUCCAUGCGACUAUGCUCAUCUCAGACUGUCUGAGGGGGUACAGAGACGUGUUGCAACCCACCUUGCCAAAGGAGUCAAGAUUGAGGCAAUACUGGAUGACGUGCGCUGCAGUGCUCAGGCAUCAGACCGAGAUGCUUACAUUGUUCGGAAAGAUGUUCACAACAUUAAACAUCGAAUUGGUAACUUUAGUGUUGAUGUAAAAGAAAGACAGACAGAAAAUGUGACCUGUUUAAGUAUGCUAGUUCAUGAAAUGAGCUCUCAAAAGUUUAGUCCAAUAUUGUAUUACAAAGGACAAGGUGUUGAGUCGGACAGACACGAUGUAAAUGACAUACUUAUUGGGAUUCAAACAGAAUUCCAAAAGGACAUGUUUCUAAAAUAUGGAAAAAAUUGUGUUUGUAUUGAUAGUUUACACGAGACAAGCCAGUAUGAUUAUUUUCUUAUUAUAGUGAUGGUCAUAGAUGGAAUGGGAGAAAUUUUACCAGUUGCCUGGCUUAUUUCUAACAAAGAGGAUUCAUGUGCAUUAACAACCUUUUUUCAAGCAUUGAAGGAAAGAAUUGGCAACUUUGAGACAGAUAUUCUCAUGAGUGACUCUGCCAGUGCUUUCUAUAAUGCCUGGAUUUCUGUCUUCCCAACUCCAAAAAGGAGAUCGCAUUGUAGUUGGCAAAUUGACAAGUGCGGGCGGAAAAACUUGCAGACGCAUAUACCAGAGAGUAAGUUUGGUGAGAAGGAGCAUCCAUACCUCAAGACAUUUAACUAUGGACUGAAUGAACAAAAGUUUCAAAAAAUGAUUCAAGAGUUUGAAUCAUGGCUGUCAAAUAUUAAAACACUCCUCACGUUACUGCAUGGGAACAUAUGUUGAAAUUUUUUGUGUAAAUAUACCAAAUUACUCCCCCAAAAAACUAUGAAAAUACACUAUGUGCCAAAGUAACAUUAGACAAAAUCAUAAAACCUUUUAACUUGUGGGAAAAGUAAGUAUGGGAUACUCACCAUGUCUUAUUCACCAUCUCGGGUUCAGAUAGUGCUAGCAUGAGAGGUAGACCGGGAAUGGAGCCGUUUCAGGACUUGAAAAGACAAUCGUUGUCAUUGACAUGAUCAUCAACACCUGAAGGUGAAUAGCUAUUAUAUGGGAGCUAUUAAUGCAGGCAUAGGUUGUGCUAACACCUGGUAAAAUAAUCUUAAAUUACAUAACCAGCAAUUCAAGAAACUUCAAUGUAAUUUUUAUUAUGAGUGACAGAUACAGGUCUCACUCCCUGUUGGCCCUGGUGUUAAUUUCUGGGUUGCCACUUUCUUACUCUGGAUGUCCAUCAGACAUCAGUGCAUGUUCAGGCCUGCCCAAAUUCAUUUCCUAUUUUUAAUCAUCAUUAGCAUUUUUUCAACCUUUGUGUGUUUUGUAAUCUAUUAUGUUGGUUUCCUGUUUCUCCAUGUUAUACCUAACAUUUUUCACUCCAUUCCUUCCUGUGUGCCUCUUCUCUUUUCUUUAGGCCUUUAUAUGAGAUGCCAACUUUCUGAACUGUAUGUCAGGGCCAGACUAGAAAUGGCCACUGCAAUGUAGCGUGACAAACUCCUUCCACUAAUGACAAUCACUUCUCUCAUGACAAAUCAUUUUUAGUCGAGCAGCAUUCAUUCCAAAAUCCCAGUCCACGAAUGCUGAGGUAGGAGAAAUGCUGUACUUAAAAUGCACACAUGCAUAAAAUGUACCUGCUUGUAAUCAAUACUUAAUUUUUUAAAAAAUUGGGCCAUGGUACAAAUUUUUCACUACAUUCAUGCAUUCCAUUUGUCGAUCAUGGUAUACUUUUAUACUUAUGGUCAUCUAUAUUAGUUUAUCAUUGCUCUCAUAUCAUUGUUUAUUUUGUAUAAUGGUGUACAACAGUAAGAGAACACUGCAGUAAAGAGGGAAAUUGCAUAUUAAAAGGCUCAGUUAGGAGCUUUUCUUGCUUUUCCACUCAUACAUUGAUCCCAUAGUAUUACUGACCACUAGAAGCUUUGUUGACCUGAGUAAUAGCCUUAUAUAGUAACAUACAGCCCUAAGUUUUAUUUGCUCUUUGGCUCAUUGUUUUAAUGUCUCCUUUCUUCCUGCUUCUUCCUUACAUCUGCCAUUACUGAGCCGUCUGUGGCACUGAUCCACAACACUGUGCAUGUUGAGUCAUGCCUUUGCCACUACAUCCACUGCUGUUAUGCUAAAUUUGAGGCACUGUGUUGUGAACCAAAGGUCUUUCAAAUUGAGAAUAAUUUACUCUAGGUUUUUAUCAGUAUAAGAGUGAUUUUCAAACUACACUUGCCAUUUUAAGUUUAACACCAGUUACUGAAUGAAAUGUUCCUCUUUAUCUUUGAGUGUUCCCUGGUUAUUAUAUUAUACUUCAUUUAUAUCAUAAAUUGCCCUUGAGGUUGAUUUUUUUUUUAUCUUAAUUGCAUAGACAGAUUAAGGCUCUGAAAAUCUGAUGUGGCAGCACUUACCAGAACAGCUUGAAACUAACUCACAGAAGUGGAGUUUGAAGGUAUCUGUACCACAUGUCCCAAAAGUGGAGAUUCAUUACAUUCUCUAAGUGAUGAAUAGUUUCAAUCUGUGCUGCUGGCAAGAUCCUUUCAUGCAAGUCUUGUGAUCCUGAAGGUAUGAUUGAAACUCCAGGACCGACCACAACUAUAUGUACCUAAUAGGUGCACCUAACAUCAUCAAAUGUGGGGUACAAACUUGGCGGAGGGACUGUUUUUGUGCCGGGAGAGGCGGAAGUGGGCUCAAGAGUAGUCUCUCCGGAUAUUUUGUUUUUAUUUAUUAAUGAUCCUCGAGACAUCCUAGAGUUAAAUCAAAGUAUGUGCUUAUCUUUGUAUUCAUUCAUACACACACAGGUAAUAUUUCUGUGGGGUCUGAUUCACUUAUCUGAGUGAAAUUCUAUUGUGAAAAUCAGUCACAAAUUUGUGUCACUAGUAAAAAUGAAACUAGUAAUGUAUAUGAAAGCUCACAAAGUUACAAUAAGUGACAUCACCUGCUUUGUGCAGUAAAAAUAUGCUAUUUAUGAUAUCUGAUACCCGCAAAAUGGCGUGAGUGCUGCCUCGGGCCUCGGAGCUACAGACUCAACGUUGCCAGAUUGUCGUACUCAGCCGAUUAUAUUUCCUGACUUCCUACCCCUAAACUGUCUUCUGGGCUCCAAUAACGAAACUCAUUUAUAGUUACGUUAAAAGAGUUAGAUCCUGAUGUUUCUUGGCAAUAGUUAGGCGUCAGAAACCAGUAAAUACUAUGCUCUGAGUACGACAAUCUGGCAACGGUGGCUAUACGUAUUUUUAUAUCAUUGUUCUGUUGUUUAUUCAAUGUUGUCUUCAAGAAAAAAAAUACUCAUAAUUUUAGUUAGUUUUUGGUUAUAAGGAUUCUUUACGAAAUACAAUUAUAAAAUUCCCUCCUACAAGUUAGGAAACGUACUGAAUCCUGGAUCCGCUAUGGUGAUGUUAGGUGCGCCUAUUCAGUGGCUGCUUAAAUGCCUGAGGCUGUAUUGGUAAUUGAGCAUUUGAAGGAAGACAUCCUCAAGUCUGGUAUUGUGACUAGUUUUCUUUCUCACAACACUUGACAAAUUAGAAUCUCAUGAGUUGCUUUUUUCUCAGGGAACAGAAUGAAGCCAUGUGGAAUCAUAUGAAGUAAACUAUUACAUUUUCUAAAGAAUCCAUAUGAUAAGUAAAACCUAAAUACAGGUGGGUUAUUACAAUGUAUUCUGGUCUCAUGGCUGUGAUUUUAUAUUUUAUUGCAAUGCAGCAUUUCAGUAACUUGGUAAUUUAAGUGAUGAUGGUCAACACUCAUAAAAGUUGUCUCUUGAUCAUAAGUGUAGAUGUAAAAAUCCAUAGCACAUUUUUUUAUAAAUUUUCCAGUGUUUUUUAGUAGCUUGCAAUAUGUGCUAAAACAAACAGUACAGAUUCAUCUCAGAUUCUGCUGGCAUUAUAAUUAUAUUGUACAUCUGCAGAGUAAGAACCUGGAAUUUAGUGAAAAAAUGGUACGUACUUAGAUGGAACUGAACUAUGAGAGGCAAUUUCAGGUUUUACUUGGCUAAGGUUUGCAUCGAUAUAAUGGCUCUGAAGUACGUAUGAAAAUUCCCAAAGGCCUAAAUCAGGAUCCCUUUGGGUCAACGCUAGAGUGCCUUCCCGUCUCAGGGCCCCAGGUUAGAAUUCCAGGCAGAAUGUUGGGAGAGAUUUAUUCUCCUGACUUUCAUGUGCUUUGAGAAGUGGAGAAAUCUCCACGACAUUUAAUGUGUAGUGGUGGAUCCAUUCCUGGUGCUGUAUAUCUCCAUGAAGGGGCAGCAAAUGUGAUACCCAGCAUCUCUUGAAGGUGGCUAGUCACACUGUCAUAGAAGAGUUACUUAAGGAAAAUUGUGACACAAAGAAAUUUAUCUAAAUGGGAGGAGGGAAGCAGUGCAAUGGCCCUAAAAUGUUGAAAGACUUCAAAAUGCCUAAGCCAUGGGGAUCCCUUGGGCCUGAUGUUAGAGUGUCUGCCUUCCUGUUUCAGGGGCCUGGGUUCAAAUCCUAAGUGGAAUGUUGGAAAAAAGAUUUAUUUACUUGAAUAGAUCAAUUUCUCAUGUUUGCAACAUUGCAAGGAAGAAGGGUGGUAGGGUCUUUGGGACAUAUCAUGAAUGGCAGAAGUGUGAGCAUGGAGGUAAAGAGGGAUUUGAGAAAUACAGUAAUAUUACCAACCCUCACAUAUGCAAGCGAAACAUGGGCCUGGAAUGAAAGUCAGAAGUCUAGAGUGCAGGCAGUGGAAAUGAGUUAUUUGAGGACUGCAUGUGGUGUGAGUAGAAUGGAUGGAAUGAGUUAUGAAAGUGUGUAUGAGCAUUUUGGAAUGUGUCACGUGGGUGGGAAGAAGUAUGGAGUGGUGGAAGUGAAGUGACAGACUUUAAAGUGGCAUGGCCACAUGGAGUGAAUGGAGGAGAGUAAGAUGACCAGGAAGGUGUAUGUGAGUGAGAUAGAGGGAGGAAAUGUUAGAGGACGACCUCCAGUGAAAUGGAGAGAUAGGGUGCAGGAGUAUGUCAGGGAGAGGGGUGAAAGAUCCUUGAGAAACUUUAAGCAGGCAAGGAGGGAGUGUCUGGAUAGAGAGAGAUGGAAACUCUUCUGCCGUGGCCAUCCCCUCGUGGGAGCUCCUAGGAGCAUGCAUCAAAGAUGAAUGAAUGAAUGAAUGAAUGAAUGCAACAUUGAUUCCAGUCACUGAUGGCAUGGUAAAGACUUGUGAACAAAUUUUUCUCUUGCAGCAUGCUGCAUCACAGACUGAAGUAGAGUGGAUUUAAAUAGUUUAUGUACAUACAAAGACGUUUGAACAUCCCCUUAUGAUUUGUUCUCACUUCUUCAGUUGCCGCAGCCUAAGUUUUUGUAGGUUUUAUAUUUUCAAAUGGGUGAAGCUAUGUAUUUUUGUGAACUCUUAACACCAUAUAUAAAAAGACAUAAAAAACAUGUAAAAGUAUUGAGUGAUGGGGACAUGUGGUGAAGGUGUCCUCUGGGCAUUACAAUAGAAAAGUGUAAUUAGACUUACAUGAAUACCAUUCUGAUUAAAUAUAUUUUACAUCUGUUUAUUUUGUGUUUCACUAAUGUGAGCCCAAUAUAUCAUAAGCAAUUUGGGACUUCCUAAAAAGAAAAAUAUAUAUAUAUUCACAGAUUGUAAAUGUAAUAAAAAAGGAAAAUAAUGUCACAUUAUUUUGUUCAGUGUUACAAAGGGAAAUUAUUUUGUCAUUCAGUGAAUGCCUCUAGAUCACUAUGAUAUGUGUCUGACCCCCUUUAUAUCUCUGUUCAUUUAUUGACAAACAAUUUAUAGGACUCUCAUUUGUGAAUGCUCUGCCAGCAUUAUACUGUUAUUAUGCCUGCCAGCAUUAUACUGUUAUUAUGCCAGGAACUCAUUUCUCACUUUGUGCAUAUACAUACACUGUAUCACUCACAACACUGAGCUGGAAUAUCACAAAUCAAAGCAUCGCUAAUGAUACAGCUCUCACUUUAUUUGACAAUACCAAAUGUGAUCAUGAUUCCUUAACCAUUACCAUAAGUGAAUGCAUUUGGCCUAGUCAUUUCAAUUACAGAUAAAGAUGCCUAAUGAAAAUACUAUACUGAUGUAAAUCAUUUAUCUUCCAAACAAAAUGCAGAUUGAAAAUCUAGCAUAAACAUAUCCACUGCACCAUGCAUAUACAUCAUUAUGUUCAACUUGAAAAAAUAAGUAAACUAGAAACUUUAUGAUUUACAUAGCCAAAUAUAUGAGGCACUGGGAGAAGGGGAAUAAGGGAUAAAGUCCAUUUUUUUCUAGUUUGCACUACGAAAGGCAGGCCACACAUCGCAAGAACAAGAAAUAACUGGCAAGGGAAAAGCAACCUUAUUUUUUGUGUACUGGGGGUCGCUUUUCCC